UAAAGCACUUAGGUGUAUUUUACUUUCUUUUUCAUCUAAUUACUUAUUCAUUUGCAGGACAGAGUGAUGUUUUCGGUGAUGUUUUUUGGAAAGAGCCUACAAUAGGCCAGUCCUGUGCCAACGUCCGAGCAUUGACUUAUUGUGAUCUACAUUCCAUCAAGAGGGACAAACUUUUGGAAGUUCUGAACUUCUAUCAUGCCUUUGCCAAUUCUUUUGCUCGCAAUCUUGUCCUUACGUACAAUCUCAGACACAGGCUCAUUUUUCGUAAAGUUUCUGACGUCAAGAGAGAAAAAGAGUUGGCAGAUAGACGAAAGAACGAACCUCUUCAAGAUCUCUCCCAGGAUCACCUAGUACGGAAGUUGUUUAACCGCUUUAAAAAGACUGGUCCAGAAAAGUCUUCCGGUAUCAAUCAAAUAGGGACGCUGACUGUACCUGACGUGGAAAAAAGAGGUGAGACUGAUGGAGAUAAAAGCAACAACGCUACCGCGAAAGUGUUUAAUGUUACCGAAGUUGCAGGGAAACCUGAAAAAAUUUCAAAAUGGGGUGGGUUUAAAGGAGGAACUACUGGUGGGGAUGAUAAAGAGAACAAAGUUGGUUUUGAAAAUAAAAUAUUAGCGAAGCGGGGAGAGAAUAUAGCGAAAAACAACGACUCUCUUCACUUAGUUAAAGAUACAAAAUCAGCGUUAGGGGCAGGAACUAAAGGGUUUGGAAAGUGGUCCAAGAUCCUAGGUGGUCGUCAAGAAACGAUUGAAGAGGUAAGUGAGCCAGACUCGCACCAGGCUACACCAAAGCGAAAAGAUGAAGAGGACUCCGCUAGCUGUGGGCAAUCAAAUGAUAUUAACAACAGUUACCAAAGAAAUCUCCAUGUUGAAGAUCAGAUCACUGUUAGCAAAGACAGUUGUAGUGAUAAUGGUAAUUUUAGCAAUGAAACUUGUACUACAUCAAGCACAGACUAUCAAAAGAUAGUUGCAAAUCUUGUGAACUUAAGAGUGGACCUCAAACUGGAAAUUCAAAAAUUAAGCAAUAAAAUGAACCAUAUAGACGAACAGAUAUCGGAUCUUCUAAAACACUUUUCUCGUUUCUCUGGGCCUCUUAACAGCCCACUUUCGUUCUCGAAGAGUGAAAAUGUCUUCACCCUAGAGCCCAAUCCUUCAGAACAUCCGAAACACACCUGCUGUCAUCACGGAUCCUUCAAAAGGAAGAGCAGUCACGGAAAAUCGAAGUCAAAAUCUCCAACACAUCGAACUUUUUCUACUGAUUCAGCACUCAGAGCAGGUCUGGAAUAUGAACUCGAAAACUCUCAACAAGUCUCUUCCAUUCCUAAAUCUCCUAGUAAAAAAGAACAGGAGAAUAUUUGAGAGUACAUUACUAUUGCUACAAGUACAACAAAUACCUUAUCUCUUGAUACAAAGAAAUACUUAAUUACUGAACUGCGUAUUUAUACAGGCAUUAGAUGCCUAGUUUUAAGUUAUUUCUUUGCACGAUUACAUUUUAAUUAACAUUUCCUUUAGGGCUUUCGUUUUUGAAUUUCCAUCAUUGGAAGAGGACGUAAUAUCUUAACCAGCAAAAUGAAAAAUUAAUGAGAUCUUCGAAUUCAAAAAUCUCCUUUUAUCGUCUUCUCUUAUGACAUUUAAAACAAAUUGUGGUAGAAUUUUAAUUGCACUGUUUCUUAUUCUUUAUUCAACACGUAGUCCGAAGUUAUCAUAGACAUCCUGAGCACAUAGGCUUAAGAUAUCAUAGACAUCCUGAGCACAUAGGCUUAAGUUAUCAUAGACAUCCUGAGCACAUAGUCUUAAGUUAUCAUAGACAUCCUUUAACACAUAGUCUUAAGUUAUCA
Molecule: messenger RNA, 1837 nt
Organism: Limulus polyphemus (Atlantic horseshoe crab)
Lineage: Eukaryota; Metazoa; Arthropoda; Merostomata; Xiphosura; Limulidae
Product: potassium voltage-gated channel protein eag-like
Exons: 2
Biological process (GO): regulation of membrane potential; potassium ion transmembrane transport
Cellular component (GO): membrane
Molecular function (GO): voltage-gated potassium channel activity
Source: RefSeq, a predicted model, not a curated record